Messenger RNA from Anopheles maculipalpis, 2695 nucleotides. Its product is annotated as endoplasmic reticulum metallopeptidase 1-like. The coding region runs from base 1 to 2667 and encodes 888 amino acids. NCBI's taxonomy places the organism in Eukaryota, Metazoa, Arthropoda, Insecta, Diptera, Culicidae. The record is from RefSeq and is a predicted model, not a curated record. Gene Ontology annotation, molecular function: metalloexopeptidase activity. Gene Ontology annotation, biological process: proteolysis. The transcript is spliced from 6 exons.
AUGUUUCAGCCAUCCGGUCAAUCCUCGAAAUCGAAGCACCCUAAAGUGAAGGUGCUAGAUCCGGAUAUUGAUUACUCAAAGGUAAAAAGCGUACAUAGCAUAUCGUCAUGGUGGGGUAUUGGUGGCAUAUUUAUCGUCCUGUUCGUUGGCAACAUUACCAACUACACCAACUCGCACCUUCCGGAUGGAUUACGAAACGCGCACCUGACACACUUCCCGAACGCUUUCAUUGCCGAGCGCGCCUGGAAAGACCUAAAGAUACUGAACGAUUUUGGCCCUAAACCAACGGGCACGUACACGAACGAGGUGCUGGCCGUUGAUUUUCUUAAUCGCGAGAUUUCGUACAUCGAUCAGCUAAAAAACCGCAACCAACAACUAAUCGUACAGAAUCAGAUGGUAUCUGGCGGGUACGUCGGGGUGUACAUGAACAAGUCGGCCGCGAACGUGUAUCGUAAUGUGCAGAACGUGGUGGUAAAGUUGGUCGGACGAAGCGAAAGUUCCAGCCGGCACGCACUAUUGCUUAACUGUCACUUUGAUUCGGUGGCCGGGUCACCGGGUGCAAGCGAUGAUUCCGGCAGCUGUGCGGUGAUGUUGGAAAUUUUGCGCGUCCUAUCCCGCCAGUCGGAGCUGAACCGGUAUUCGAUCAUUUUUCUGUUUAAUGGUGCAGAAGAAACGCCACUACAGGCAUCCCAUGGUUUCAUCACGAAGCAUCAGUGGGCUGCUGAUGUACGCGCCUUCAUUAACCUGGAGUCGGCCGGUUCUGGUGGUAAGGAAAUGUUAUUUCAAAGCGGUCCAAAACAUCCGUGGCUGAUAGAAGCUUACGCAAAGGCUGUCCCAUACCCGUACGCACAGGCAGCCGCAGAAGAAAUCUUUCAAUCCGGAGUGAUACCAUCCGAUACAGAUUUUCGCGUCUUUCGGGAUGUUGGACGCAUACCAGGGAUGGAUUUUGCACACACGGCCAACGGUUACCGGUACCACACACGGUACGAUUCGAUCGAUUAUAUCCCACUGUCGGUACUUCAGCGUACGGGGGACAAUAUCUUAGCGCUUACCAGAACAAUAGCCAACGGGGACGAAUUGGGUAGCACGGAACGGUACGCCCAAGGUUACAUGGUAUUUUACGAUUUUCUCGGCCUUUUCUUCGUCUCGUAUUCGGCCGAUGUAGGGCUGAUGAUCAAUUUAUCAGUGGUGCUGCUAUCGAUCAUUAUACCGUUCCUAUCGUUGGCACGUUCCACCAGCGGAACGCAUGGAAAGCAAAUCCGUUCGGAAACGAUGACCGGCUUUUUGGCAACCUUUCUCGGCGCAGGGGCAAGUGGUGUGCUUUGCUUUUUCAUCGGUCUUCAGCUCGAUGCGGUGGGACGUUCCAUGUCGUGGUAUUCAUCGACGAACCUGAUCCUGGGCGUUUACUGUUGUCCUGCAUUGCUGUGCCAGUGCAUAGUGCAUUUGUUGUGUGAUCGUUUGUUCGGUAGCAAAACGACGCCUUUGAGCCUCGCACUCAAGGUACAAGCUCGACUGAAUGGCGUAAACCUGUUCUGGGGUAUGAUUACUCUUGGCAUCACAUUCACGGGCUAUCGACUGGCAUACAUCUUUAUGGUGCUGAUACUGUGCUCACUGUGCUCCAGUACGCUAAUUUCGAUGCUCGCACUACAAAACACCGUCCACAAGUGGUUGCUCAUCCAUACGUUCUUCCAAAUUAUCGCCCUUGCCUGGAGCACUCAGUUCUAUCACAUUCUGAUGAACAUGUUUGUCCCGAUUACGGGCCGCAUUGGUUCGUCCAUCAAUCCGGACGUCAUUAUCGGUACACUGGCUACCUUUACUACGCUGUUCAGCUGCAGCUACCUGACACCGUUACUGUUUUUGCUCAAAAAGACGGAUAAACUAAUUGGAGAGCUGGUAGCUAUAACGCUGAUUGCACUGGUGCUUGCAUCGUCCACCCACGUUGGUUUUCCGUACCGUGAUGAUGCGGUCAAAGCACCGGCCGUUCAGCGCCACUACAUUACACACACGGUGCGCAAGUUUUACGACUAUAAUGGAGGCGAGCGAUACACCGAUUCUGGCUUCCUGCUGCAAGAGCUUGAUAGGAAUGCGAAAAAAACGAUUGAGGGCAUUGCGAUGCCCGAUGUGGUGACGCCAAUGCGGGAGAUUCCUUCCUGCGACAAAGAAUUGUUCUGUGCCAUCCCAUUCUAUUCGAUUUGGCAUCAAGUUUUGUUCGAGAACUAUUGGCUGCCUGGACCGGCACCGGUGGUACGACAAGCGGUCACCGUUUCACUCAGGGAAAAGGAGCAGUUGACCGAGCACGAGCAUCGUUUGCAUCUAGUGCUGAAGGGAAGCUUUCAAUCUUCACUCAUAAUUGGACCGAAAGCAGGCUCCAGCCUAAAACGCUGGAGUUUGUUGAGCGAAAUUCCGGCCCCGAUCGAGUUCAAUGGACAGCGGGGACAUUUUGUGCUGCUAACGGCAGGCGUUGAGAGUGAACCGAUGAACAUCACGUUGGACGUGCGCCACGAGCUGAAGAAUUAUGAUGGUCCGUUGGUCGAUCUGCUCGUUACGACGACACAUUGGGAGUAUCACAAGGAACACACGCCCGUGUUCAAUCGCCUUCUGGCGCGUGUACCUAGCUGGGCACACGUCGUCCCCUCCGUAGCCGCUGUCCACAGCUAUACCUACUAGUGUUAGCGCUUGUUCUUUUCUACCUACA